Molecule: messenger RNA, 1263 nt
Organism: Alternaria conjuncta
Lineage: Eukaryota; Fungi; Ascomycota; Dothideomycetes; Pleosporales; Pleosporaceae
Exons: 1
Coding region: 1-1263 (420 amino acids)
Source: RefSeq, a predicted model, not a curated record
AUGGCCCCAGCCAAGGGCGACGACGACAAAUGGGCGACGGCUGAGCUCACCUCUACGCUAGCAGCCCACGUUGUCUUCCAGCGGCAUAAUAUGGUGUUACCUCCAAGGAUUCUACCAGACAAUGUUGAACGCGCCAUCCAAAUCCUGGAUCAGCACGACCCGUCAACAGCGAAAGCGGACGUCAAGGACCUCAAGCCAAUUGACUACGCCGAAUACACCAUCAAAGAUGACUUGCGGCCAAUGGCUAACGCAGCUGGCAUGCGCAACCUCCAUCAAGAAGGAAUAAAGAAAGGCAGGCUAGUUGAACUACUGACAGAGUGGGAUUUACAAAAUGUCCCGCUCAUGGCGGUUCUGCUACCGCGCUCGGACAAGGCCAUUAAAUCCGCCAUCCCUAAGCAGGUCGUUUCGACGCGGAAAAAAGCUGGAACGGAGCCAGCGGAGUCGAAGAAGCGCAAUGCUGCGCCAAUUAAGGACACAGCAUCCAAGAAGCCUCGGAGCGAACCCAACGCUUCCCCAGAGGACCACGACGUCGAGACCAAUGACCAAAACGAACCAAAUAACGGCGGGUUCCGCUUACAACCUGCUAUCGAGGGCAGCACAUCACCUCGAACGUUAGCUCAGGCACGCACGCGUCUCCGCAAGCCUCGAAACGGUCAGCCGCUUGCCACCGAGACGCACCUCGAAGCAAACAACAGCAUAGUCGGACUGGCGCAUAAAGAGGUUGGGGAAGACGAAAGCAUUAGCAAGGACGAUGCAUUGGCCCACAGCCGCGAAGAAGACGACAACAGGUUCGAGACUGAGGUUGAAGAGGUGCAAGUGGCAGGGUCAGAGCGACAUCGUACUAAACGGCAAGCGACUAGGAGCGGGAAAGGCAAGAAGAAGAACAUCAAGGCUGGCACAACGAAAGAUAUGCUCAACAAAGAUGGCACGCUAAAGACUGCCAAACAACUUGAGGAGGAGCAGCGUCUGAAAGAUGAAGAGGAGGAAAAGAAGCUGCACGAAGCGCGCUCACUAGGUCACUACUCAGACCCUAUCCUCGCAAAGCAAUUUCGUGUCGUGCACAAGACAGUUCGUGCUCCCCUGGACGGACACAUCCGACCUGGUGUCAAGCCUGCACCUACUGAUCAGCUGGGCUCAUGGCGUCUGCACGAGCGUCUCAUGAAUCAGGCAAAAGAAGAAGGGAAAGACCUCGAUCUCUGGAUGGGUGGCGGAGCGUCGCCAUCAAGGAAUGGUUCCGAAGAGGAUAUCUACGAAGAAUGGUAG